UUCAGAACAACAACAUGUUUUUGAUGAGCAACUAAAACAUGCUAGCGGUUAAUUCCCCUGUUCUGGCCCUGCCUGGCUUCCCUAGGCCAUGGACUCGAGUAGCCUAGCGCGAAAGCUGAGGUCGCUGUGCAUCGCGGGGGAGCUCUCUCGGGCAGUGAGCCUCCUCCACCGGAGCGCCGUCCGCCCCGUCUCGAGCGCCUACGCUCUUCUGCUGCAAGAGUGCGUGAACCGGAGGGACGCGAGGCUCGGCAAGAGGAUCCACGCGCGCAUCGUCUCCACCGGCUUCAGAUGCAGCGACUACAUGGCCACCAAGCUGCUGAUCUUUUAUGCCAAGAUCGGGGAGCUCGGCGUCGCCCGGGGCCUGUUCGACGGAAUGCCGCGCAGGGACGUCGUGGCAUGGAACGCGAUGGUAUCCGGGUGCGCGCGCGGGGCCGAGGAGGCGCAGGCGGUGGAGAUGUUCGGCCUGAUGCGGGCGGAGGGGCUGAGGCCGGACCAGUUCACGUUCGCGUCGGUGCUCUGCGCGUGCGCCAGGAUGGCCGCGCUGGAGCACGGCCGGCGCGUGCACGGCGUCAUGGUCAAGUCGGACCGUGUCAGCGGAAACUUGUUCGCCAACAGCGCGCUGGUCGACAUGUACCUCAAGUGCAGCAGCGCCGAGGACGCGCGCCGGGCGUUCGCGGCCGCGCCGGAGCGGAACGUCACCAUGUGGACUGCGCUCAUCUCCGGGCACGGCCAGCACGGGCACGUGCGCGAGGCGCUGGCGCUCUUCGACGAGAUGACGCGUGACGGGUUCCGGCCGAAUGACGUGACGUUCCUCGCCGUGCUCUCGGCCUGCGCGCACGGCGGGCUCGUCGACGAGGGGCUGAGGCACUUCUCCUCCAUGCCAUCAGACUACGGGCUCGCCCCGAAGGGCGCGCACUAUGCGGCGGUGGUCGACAUGCUUGCCAGGGUCGGCAGGCUCCACGACGCCUACGAGGUCGUCAAGAACCUGCCGGACUGCCAGGAGCACUCGGUGGUCUGGGGCGCGCUGCUGGGCGCCUGCAGGAAGCAUGGCGACGUGAGGCUACUUGAGCUUGCCGUGCCGCGCUUCUUUCGGUUGCAGCCGGGGAACGCCGGCAAGUACGUCGUCCUGGCGAACACGUACGCCACCUGCCAGAUGUGGGACAGCGUGGCCGGUAUGCACGAGGCCAUGAAGUCGCUCGGCAUUCGAAAGGACCCUGCUUGGAGCGCCGUCGAAGUCCAGGGGAAGAAGCACAUCUUUCUCGCCAGGGACACAUACCACGACGAUUGUUCGGAGAUAUAUGAGGCCUGCAAUGCCUUGGCCCGUGCGGUCUCCGAGCAUUCUGUUCGAGUGUGAGCUAUGGAUGGCAUCGGCGAUCGCUGCUGGUCGAAGAUGUUAUUAAAUCCUUGUGAUUUGUUGAAUGACGUCCAAGGGGGUUUGUCUGAAGUUCAGCUGUAUCCAUGGACUGACAGGCAGUACCAUCUGAAGGGGAUGUUUCUGAAUGACACAGCACAGUCGGUCAUUCAUUCGGACAAGAGAUAGAACAGCUGAUCUCUCUGGAAGCAACAAACUCAGGUCAGCUAGUGCCAUACUAACUAUGAUUCCAACAGCAGUUGCCUGAGUGAAAUUUCCCAAAUGUUUAUUGCACUUCAAAUUGACAGGGGAGAUGGAGUAUAAAUUAUGGGUAAAAACUGAA
Messenger RNA from Hordeum vulgare subsp. vulgare (domesticated barley), 1694 nucleotides. RefSeq names its product pentatricopeptide repeat-containing protein At4g16470. The transcript has a single exon. The record is from RefSeq and is a predicted model, not a curated record. The coding region runs from base 89 to 1354 and encodes 421 amino acids. Gene Ontology annotation, molecular function: protein binding; RNA binding. Gene Ontology annotation, biological process: RNA modification. Lineage: Eukaryota; Viridiplantae; Streptophyta; Magnoliopsida; Poales; Poaceae.